This is a messenger RNA of Geodia barretti, 535 nucleotides long. Lineage: Eukaryota; Metazoa; Porifera; Demospongiae; Tetractinellida; Geodiidae. The record is from the annotation of a GenBank genome assembly.
UUCAUCACCAUGAACCUGCUUCUGACCUUAUCAAUCUUACAUGGAGCAGGUACAUUAUCAAACUGCACUGUCACAUGCUGGGCUGCUAUUGACAGCACUGUACCAAUAGCACCAUUGACCAGCCCAGCCUUGGUGUCAAUCCAGGGCCUGCCUCACUUUCUCAACAGGCUGCUCAAAAGCUGUCCUAAAACAAACAAUGGCAUUGACCUCAAAUUCACUUAGUGGUUUGCACUGCUUUGAGCACUCCCACAUCUUAGACUGGGCAGGUCCCUUAUCAGAAACUUUCCCAUCUGAAACACAACCCACACUCCCAGCCAGAGAAAGGUUACUGUUGGAAGCAGCAUCUUUACCUUCUUCAUUCUUACUGCCAGCCUCCACAGGCACUUCUUUAGCAACAAUGCCCUCCCCCUUCUCAUUAACAGGGAUUGGGGACUCUCUAACAUCCAGGUAGGCUGCCUCAUAAAAGUAGGGCUCUGUCAAACUAGUGUGGCAGCCUUUUUCCAAAGUCAAUGUGUUCUUUAAAUGUAAUAGACAU